UAAAACAUCCCGUGAGACGGUUACUUAAGGUCCUUGGCGUCUUUGCCUUUAGGUAGUUUUUGGAAUUUGACGAUUUCUAAGGAAUCUCGCGGAGUUUACCAAAGCAUGAUGGUCUAAAGGAUAGUCAUCUCAGGUUUCGAUAGCCAACAAUAGCAAGCAAGAUGACAGUGCUUGUAAGUCUACGCGUUCAGCCGUCAAACCAUGUGCACUGACGCUCACUUUCACAUUCGAAUUGGACCGACUUCUUGUAUAUUAACUAGACUUUGGACGGGUAAAAAUGAGAGGAAUACUAAUAUUAUUGUGGGCAAGUUUUCUCGUCACAUCGCUAUCGAUGUCACAACACAAUGAGUGUAACUUCAUGGAACAGGUCAUUCAAUCUAGUCAAGAUUUUCGAAUCUGUGUCUGUUCAAACCAAGUAUACGUCAACUGCACUUUAAAUAGAGUAAAUGUUGCUACGAAAGAUCUCUCCAAGAAAGAGGAAAGUUGUUACAAGAGAAAUUUAAAGUUAGCCGAUACUUCGGGCAAGAAAGCAUGUGUAUGUUCUAGACUCAAACAUUGUCACAGCAAACAGCAACAGCAACUGCACAAAGCUACGUGUGCAAGAAGAGCUGUCAUGAAAAUGAACCCAAUUCUGUCACAUUUCAAAACACUGUGCUGCGAUAUGCAAAACGUAUUGCUAAAGCUCUGGUUUAAACUCGAGAAAAAGGUCUUCUUGCGCCUUGUUAAAUUAAUUAGUCACGAUUCUCUCGACGCUAGAACGAUUACUAUGAGGUUAAGAAGGAGUAAUUGGUGCAAAGCUUUUCACGUGGAGUGCCUUAAAGUAGAUUUAUUAAUACGURAAGGUUGCAAAGUCAAAACCAAACUACGACGAAGAAACAAGCGAGAUAUCAAGGACUCAUACAGAAACUCUAAAACAGAGUUUGCACCUUUUUCCACAGCUACGACAAAAAGACUUGAGUACCACACAAGACAAACUGCGACAACAAGUGCACAGAUAGCAAGAGUUUCUGAAGCAUUUACGACAAAAUCCAUGGUGGCAAGAUCUACAGCAACCACUGGGAUUGAUGAAGGAAGACAAUUACUAUAUAUGUCAUCUUCUUCAUCAUUAAUAUCAUCACCAUCAUCAAUAUCAUCUUCGUUGUCAUCAAUAUCAUCAUUGUCAUCGUCAUCAUUAUCAUCAUCACUAUCAUUAUCAUCAUUAUCAUCAACAGAAAGGGAGUUUUCUCAGGGAUUACUGUCAUCCUCACAUCUCUCCCAAAAUCUGAGUCCUUUACAAAAUUAUGUCGAGCCCUCGACGGCAACCAGGGAUCAAAGCAAAAUCGCGCAACUGCAAACGACCUUAUUUUCAAGUACAGAGACGUCAACGUAUAUUAAAGAUCAGAAGACAAGGCUGAUGGUUGGACGAUCAACUUCAUUACCAUCUGUGGCAAUACCUUUUUCAACAUCAGUGACAUCAUCAUUAACAUCGUCAGUCACGUCAGAAGAACAAUUAGAUGAUUCGUCUUCACGAAGAUAUUCAUCAUCUUCAUCAUCCUCAGCAUCAAUACGAAUAAAGGGCUCCCCUUUUCCAUCGUAUACAUCAUCUUCAACAUCAUUAUAUUCCUCAUCUUCAUCGCCAACUCCAAGACACUGGUCUUUAGGGGUUACAAAGUCGAGUCCUGAGCCAUCCAAUGCUCAAGGGAUGUCACCCAAGGAAUCAACGACUAAUGCAAGAUCUACAGCUGUUUUGCCUAAAAAUCCUAUAUAUUCAGAGUAUUUAAGGACCAUCACCCACGACAUGACUCCUGUCAAGCAAACGAGUACUCAUUCAGUAACGAAAAGUAAAACGCUGACACCAUCCAUGGUAGAUCAUAAGAUUACUAAGAUAUAUGAUUCUUCUGAUGUUAGAACUUCAACUCCAAUAUUGCAUUCAGAAUUGCAUCACAUAAACCCGACUUCUGUGAGUACAUAUGAACUCUCUCUUGCUGAUCCCACAUUUGUUCAUCAAAUGCCUGAUAAGAUAGAAUCUUCAGUUAGACUGUUCGCUACGAGUAGCCUUGCAAGGAGAUCGACGACGCUGCCAGAUGUGGACAUUCGUUCGAGUUAUGACAGCAGAAUUACUCUCCACAAGAGAAAAACUUUGGACAUUAUGCCAUCUGAAACUUAUAGUGCGACGAAGGCGUUCACAACUCUUCCAUUGUCUUCAAGUAAAGUUGCACCACCUUCAGAUCACAGUAACAAGAUAAAAUCAAACGCAUCCUAUGCAUCAACACAAAGAACUGAGUCCAUGAUGGGGCAUGAAUCAAACAUCUCGACAACAAGGUCUCCUUCCACGAAGACAACAUACAUAUACGAAUAUUCGUCUGUAAAUGGCGCAAGAGGUUCAAGUAUCAGAGUCAUAAAACCAAGUCCUCGAAUGACGCUGACUUCAGUAAGUCCAACACCUGAAUUACACAUGACAGUACCUGUAUCCAGUUUGGAAACUAAAGGAGAACCCAAUGCAAGAAAUGGUUCAUAUCAAACAACAUUAAUACCAUUAUCAUUGCCAUCAUCACCAACUUCAUCUUCAUCAUCAUCACCAACAUUGAUAUCAUUACCAUCAUCACCAAAUUCAUCCUCAUCAUCACCAACAUUGAUAUCAUUGAUAUCAUCACCAAAUUUAUCAACACCAUUAUCAUCACCAACAUUGAUAUCAUUGCCAUCAUCACCAAAUUCAUCAUCAUCAUCAUUAUCAUCACCAACAUUGAUAUCAUUGCCAUUAUCACAAAAUUCAUCAAUAUCAUCAUCGUCACCAACAUUGAUACCAUCACCAAAUUUAUCAACACCAUUAUCAUCAGCAUCAACGUCACAGUUGAGAAUGUCAUCGUCAUCAUCAACAUCAUCGCCACCAUUAUCAAUGACAGCGUCAGAAUCAUCAAUUGUAUCGAUAUCUGCAUCGUUAUCAAUUCAGCCAUCAAAGUCAAAAGCAUUAAUUUCAACUUCGUAUUUAUCUGCAACAUCAACGCCAUCAGUUUCCACAUAUUUGUCACCUUCAGAAACAUCACCACGAACAGCAUAUCUUUCAUCAUCAACAUUUAUAUCAAAACCAUCGUCUUUCCAAAACAUAUUCAUUAAAGAGAGUCAAGUAUCUUCAGCUAUGUCAUCACGGAGUUUGGCUUCUUCAGCCUCCACAAUGCUGCAUGAAGACACUUCAUACAUGUAUUCUAUAGUGCAUCAUUCUCCUUCUUCUUCUUCUUUGCUGCGCAAACCUCUGAAUUUAACUCUUUUAGCUCCAACACUGCCAUCAAAGACAGUAUCUUUAUCAUCAUCGACGACUUCACUCAUCUACAGUACCGUUGAGAAAAAAUCCGCUAUGGGAAAAAUAUUAGACACUUUUUCUUCGUUAAGUUAUUCGUCCGACAUCUCAACACGACCGACACCAAGCCUCACUAAGUACUCUUACAUGGUUCCUUCAUCAACGAUAUCCGCAAUUAAGUCAAUAAAGUCGCCAGUUUUAUUACCGGUGUCAUCACCAUCAUCGCCAUCAUCAUUAUCGCCAUCACCAUCACCAUCACCAUCAACAUCGUCUUUGCCAUCACCAGCACCAUUGUCGUCGCCAUCACCAUCACCAACACCAUCGUCGUUGCCAUCACCAUCAUCACCAUCGUCGUCGCCAUCACCAUUGUCGUCGCCAUCACCAUUGUCGUUGCCAUCACCAUCACCAAAACCAUUGUCGUCACGGUUAGCACCAUCAUCAUCAACAUCGUUACCAUCGACGUCAUCUGCCUCAUCUGGUGAGAUAACAUCGCCAUUAUCGUUGUCGCUGACACCAUUACAUUCAACAUUAUUGUCGUCAUUGACACCACCACUUUCUUCUUCGUUGACACUAUCAYCAUCGUUGUCAUCGACAUCAUCACGCCUAUUUUCGAUGGCACUGUGGUUGUCAACAUCAUCACCAUUUUCGUCAUCGACAUCAAUUUUGUUAAUGCCAUCAUUAUCGUUGCCACCGGGAUCAUCAGAAUCAUCUUCGUUGAUACCAUCAUCAAUACAGUUAACACCGUCAUCAUCAUCAUCAAUAACAGUGAGCACCACAAUUGUACAAUUACCUAAAAAUGAUACCAUUUCGCAAUCGAAAACACUUCUCAUGCCACAAACCUCUUCGCCACCAUCUUCAGCAGAGCCAUCAAUCAAGGAGAUAUUUCUUGCUGUCUUUGAUGGAAACUGUCUUGACGUAACUCCAAGGAAAAGCUUUAAAGCUGCUUUUAUCGACACCCUUACAGACCUUGAGAUAGCCAAUCAGCGAAUUGGUAUAUUGAACAUCACAUGUGGAUCAAUUAAGGUGCUCUUCUACAUAAUACACAAACGAACGAGCAAUAUUGCUGAGGUUUUUGAUAGGUUAGUAAAGGAAGGGAAGAUAAGAAUUGUUUUUAAAGGAAAGACAUACAGGGCAUUAAGUAUAACGUCUCUCCACCCAACAACAACACGCCCAACGACAUCAUCUCCCUCGUUUAUCAACCCUACAGUCAUUGUUUUCACAGCACAAAUCAACGAGAAAAGACUAGUAAAAAUUGUGUUUGUCUUGUUUGUGAGCUCCUUUGGAGCACUGGCACUGUUUGGGGUAGUGAUUUGCAUUGCUCGAAUUUAUGGACGACAAAGAUAUGCAAGACUAAGACUCAAAAGCAAUACCCUAUCAUCACGAGGAACGAACCAGAUUUAUAAGAAYGAGCUAGAGCUCAUUCGCAUGUCGCCGCUGCACCGGUAUGCAGAUUAUUAUGGCGGAACAAACCAGGACGCCCCGAAAGAGGAGUCAGAUGAGGAAGAUAAUAUCAACAAUAGAACAGCUUUGCUAAAUAUGUUGAGAAAUGGCGAAAUUGCAUCUAGGAGAGGAAAAAUCAUGGUCAAAGAUGAUGAUUCUUACUCAAGUAUUGCUUUCUACUGAAGUAUAGUUUACAAUAGUGUAUCGAUUGGUGGGAGACCAUGACCACAUAUAGACCCCUUGCAGCACAUUGGAAGGCUGCUCAAUUUGGAGGACAUAAUAAUAGGUUUCCAAUUCACUCAUGAGAUUGAAAUUCUUUUGUUUUGUCCUCUAUUGAGCUGCUUUGACAUAA
Messenger RNA from Actinia tenebrosa (Australian red waratah sea anemone), 5066 nucleotides. RefSeq lists its product as uncharacterized. The record is from RefSeq and is a predicted model, not a curated record. Lineage: Eukaryota; Metazoa; Cnidaria; Anthozoa; Actiniaria; Actiniidae.